AACAAUGCCCGAGGUCAAAUAACUGGAAAAACGGAAUAGCAUCUCUCUUCUGCAACUGGAUCUCCAAUGGCGGAAACCAAUUACUCAAGGACAGUAAUCCAAUACGCAAUAUCAUCAAGGAUCCUUCUCCUAACCCUAAUUGUUCUAUGGAGAUCUCUUCUCAAUCCAUACGAUACCUCUGCAUCUAUAAACCCUAAUUGUCUUUCUAUCUCUUCCGAAUCAACAAAACCCCCAAUUAUAUUCCCUUCAGUUGCUUCCGCCAUUGAAGAUAGCAUCGUUUGGGAUUCAGUCUACUUUGUUCGAAUUGCUCAAUGCGGUUACGAGUACGAACAGACCUAUGCCUUCUUCCCUCUCUUGCCCAUCCUCAUUUUCCUCCUUUCGAAUUCAGUUUUCUGGCCGCUGAUUCCGGUAAUUGGGUAUAGAGCUGUGCUGGGAUUGUCUGGUUAUGUGAUCAGCAAUGUUGCCUUUGUGUUUGCUGCACUGUCUUUAUACAGGCUUUCGCUGGUUAUUUUAAAGGAUCCAAAUGCGUCGCUGCGAGCAUCUGUCUUGUUCUGCUUCAACCCAGCUUCGAUAUUUUACUCGUCAAUUUAUUCAGAAAGCUUGUAUGCUCUACUAUCAAUUGGGGGUACGUAUCUCUUGAUGUCUGGAGUGAACAAUGUUCCCGCUCUAUUGUUUGCGCUUUCCGGCUCUGUAAGGUCUAACGGGGUGCUUAAUGCUGGGUAUUACGGAUUUAAGGCUCUGCACCAGUCUUAUUAUGCCAUGUAUGUGAAGAAGCGUCCUCAUUUGGUUCUGAAGGUUCUUUUAGCUGGAGCACUGCGAUGUAUCUGUAUUUUCAUACCCUUCCUAGCAUUUCAAGCAUAUGGCUACUACAAUAUCUGUCAUGGACGCAAUCCAGAGGAAAUGAGGCCUUGGUGCAAAGCAAAGAUUCCUUUGUUGUAUGGUUUUAUCCAAAGUCAUUACUGGGGUGUUGGCUUUUUGCAGUAUUUCCAACUAAAGCAGAUACCCAAUUUUCUGCUCGCAUCUCCUGUGCUAUCUUUGGCAUUUUGCUCAAUCCUUUCUUACUGGAAAGCUGACCCUGAGAACUUCUUUUUACUUGGUUUUAGAACUACGUUAAAGAAAAAAUAUACACCUGCUUUUCUCUUCUCUGGAGGAGAAGAGCCGGUGAGAGAUGAUAAUCACUCUGCUGCAAAGAAAGAGGCUAUAAAUGUGAGGCGACGGCAAAAGUCCAUUUCACAAGACAGAUCUGCGAGUCCUAGUAAAAACCAGAUCUCGGUUUCUGGAUACCAUUCGGCUAUUGUGCUACCUUUCGUUUUUCACUUGAGCUUCAUGACCGCCACAGCCUUCUUUGUUAUGCAUGUUCAGGUUGCAACUCGGUUCUUGUCUCCUAGCCCGCCCCUAUACUGGUUUGCCUCUUACCUGAUGACUUCUGCUGGAAAGAGUCGGCUAUGGGCACACCUGGUCUGGGCAUAUGCUGCCUCCUACAUCCUCCUUGGAAGUCUGCUUUUUUCAAACUUCUAUCCAUUUACUUGAACGAUAAUCGAGAUCAGCUUUAGAAAUUUAGAGAUUUUAGAUUAAGGUUUUGGAAUGUCAAAUUUGUGUGACAUUUUAUUUUAGGAUUUUUAAAGAAAUUGAUGAUGAUAUCUUAAUCAUAAUAUCAGUGCAGUUAUCAAGAUGAAUCUUCUAAGUCCCUUGAAAGGCAGCUUCAUACAAUCAAGUCCAUCAUCGACAGCCUUCAAUUUCACUCUUUUGUGUGUUAGUUUUGUUUGGUGUGUUUGUUGUACCUUAGUUUCGUUUGGUUUUCCUAGGUUGUAAAUUAUAGGAUAACUAAUGCCAUAUUCUUAGUUAACAUACAUUUUCUGUA
Messenger RNA from Spinacia oleracea (spinach), 1861 nucleotides. RefSeq lists its product as uncharacterized. Gene Ontology annotation, molecular function: GPI mannosyltransferase activity; alpha-1,6-mannosyltransferase activity. Gene Ontology annotation, biological process: GPI anchor biosynthetic process. Gene Ontology annotation, cellular component: mannosyltransferase complex; endoplasmic reticulum membrane. The record is from RefSeq and is a predicted model, not a curated record. Bases 67 to 1530 code for a protein of 487 amino acids. The transcript has 8 exons. Lineage: Eukaryota; Viridiplantae; Streptophyta; Magnoliopsida; Caryophyllales; Amaranthaceae.